AUCAACUAAUAAUAACAAUAAAGGCCACUUAUCGCUGCCAGUCCACCUGUACCGGUAAGUACCCGGCGCAGUGCCAAUCCCAGCCAUUGGUUUAUUGUCCAUACACACAAUGGGAAGGGUGGGAUCCUACAAUGCCAUCAAAUGUCCUAUAAAUCGCACAGAGUGACUGUAAUUAUAUUAUAUAUUAUUAUUAUUGUCCUUGACAUUAUUUAUAUUAUUAUUAUAUUAUAUUCCUUGACAUUAUUUAUAUAUAUUAUAUAUAUUAUAUUCCUUGACAUUAAUUAUAUAUUAUAUAUAUUAUAUUCCUUGACAUUAAUUAUAUAUUAUAUAUAUUAUAUUCCUUGACAUUAUUUAUAUUAUAUUAUAGUCCUUGACAUUUAUUAUAUAUUAUAUAUAUUAUAGUCCUUGACAUUAUUUAUAUUAUAUAUGUUCCUUGACAUUAAUUAUUUAUAUUAUUAUUUAUAUUAUAUUCCUUGACAUUAUUAUAUAUAUUAUAUUCCUUGACAUUUAUUAUUAUUAUUAUUAUAUAUAUUAUAUUUCUCUGUCCGUAUUUCUUCAUUUAUAAAACACUCUGCGAGAGCUGAGGAUAAAUAUGAUAUUUUGGCUGUGAAGUGUGGCUAUUGUAUUGUAAUAUUAUUAUACACACGUCAAUAAUACAAGUGAUCUGUGAAUAUUAUUUAUAACAUUUGUUAUUGGUGUGAUCACUUCUAGUUUAUCAGGUAUUAAAAGUGUGAUUAUAAGGAUUAAUGAAGUGAAAGCAUAACUGUAAUUGGUGUGUUUAUAUGGGGCAAUAAAGCAAACAGGUUGUUGAGUGUUGGGAAUGCAUUUACUGGUUUUGUUCAUUCAGAAGAUAAGCUUCACAUAAUGUUUUUGGUGCUAGACUGUUUAAACCGCUAACACUUGGAGUGUGUUUCUCAUAGUGUCCUGCUCUCUGCAAAUGUAAAUAUGUAAUGCUGGUUAUCUCCCCAGGUGCACAUCUGGAUAUCUGAAGAAUAUGACAGCAGGAACCAAUCCUGAGGAGGGGAAUGUAUCUGUGGUGGUCCGUGUAAGGCCCCCAAACUCUCGAGAACAAGAAGGAAAUCAAUCCUCUGUGGUACAAGUGGUGGAUGAUAGUAUUUUGAUUUUUGACCCAGAUGAGCCAGACACAUCUGGGGUGUUUUCCAGCUUGAAGGGAUAUGAUGGGGUUAAACGCAAAGGGAAAGACUUGAAGUUCAUAUUUGAUCGAGUAUUUGGAGAGAAUGCCACUCAGCAGGAUGUUUUUGAGCAUACUACCAAGGAGAUCCUGGAUGGAGUCCUAAAUGGUUACAACUGCUCUGGUAUUUAAAUUUGUUUACUAUUAUUAUUAUUAAUAACUUUUUUUGGCAGAAACUAGUAAUAAUGUGGAAUCUUUGGUUAUACAAAUGUUAUGAUAGAAAUUUAAAAAAAAACUUUAUCGCAAAAGUGUCUUUGCUCUUUAUGAAAUGCAUAAAGAAACAGAAAUUUUAUAUAUGUUUUUCUUUACUGCAAUUUACAGUUAUAUUUUAGGAACAAGAGGUAUCAGGUUUCUAGUGUUUUGUUAUUUGAAUUAUAUAAAUUUUCAUGUGUGUAACACAUUUUGUUUAAUAAGACACAUGAAAGUACAAAUUUAAUUUACAUUAUUUUAUAACUUGUCCAUAGUACCUAUGUCUCCAUCUUUUCUUCUUACCGCUAUAUUGUUCUGUAAGUCUUUGAGUGACAAAGAUAAACUUUGGGGAAAACACUGAGCUACACACACAGAGAGACAUAGUUUAGAUGAAGAAGAAAUGAUAGAGACAGACUGUUAGAGAGAAUCUGGAAUAUAGGCUGAGACACAGAAAUAAGACGUAACCCACUUUGUUGUAGUCACAAACUGACGUCCGGUGAAAAAUAGGCUAGCUUGAAUCAGGUGAAACAAACAAGGGGAUGCAGCGAUGAGAUUGAACACUCUAUCAUCCUUUUCAUGUCUGACUUCCAUUCUUACUUGCCAUCUCAUCAGUUCCCAGUGUGUCUCUCUUGGCCUGUCUUUAUUCUCCUUCCAUCUUAUUCCUGCCUGCUGUUUUUCAUUCAUUAGUUUAUUAAUCCACUACUUAUUACUUAGUUUUUCUACAACUAUCUACUAUUUACAUUUAUUAAGCACCCUCGUUUGAUGGAUGCCCAGCAGGGCUAAGUUCUCUGAUCCUAUUUCAUAAAUGUAUUGUUGUAGGCUAAAACAGUGAUUGUUAGUCAAAUAUGUGAAAUAAAAUCUAUGUAAUAAGCCCUUUUUGACUAAACUUGCUGUUGUUAACAUUCUGGAGAAACCUAUUGACCUUGAUUAUAUUUCCAUUCUAUCUUAGUAUUUGCCUAUGGAGCAACAGGAGCAGGAAAGACUCACACAAUGCUGGGUACUGCAGCUGAUCCUGGUGUUAUGUAUCUCACGAUGGUGGAGCUUUAUCGGAGAAUCGAGGCAAUUGAAGAGGAGAAGCAGUGUGAAGUUCUCAUCUCAUACCUGGAGGUACGGAAUGUUUCCUGUUUUAACCCCUUAAAACCGGAGGGCAUACUAUUACGUACUAUUACGCCCUAAGCGUCUCUAAAUGCCGCAGGGCGUAAUAGUACACCCUCUGUUUUUUUUGUUACUUACCUGGUCGCCGGCGAUCGCGGUUGGGGAGACUCACCUGGGAUCCCAGGGAGUCCCUAGUGGCGGAUCCUGCCUCCUCCGGCCAUGUGAGAGUGAGGUCCUUGUGAGGACCUCACAAUCACAUGGCCGGGUUAGGUGGCUGCUGCAUUGCCAGCAGGGGGACUACCUGUAAUGACAGUUAUAUUAAUUCUACAUAUAUAUUUAUGUAAUAUUUUUACAUAAUUAGGUAUCUUAAUUAAUUACAAUUAGCGGGACCUGCCUGACAACCCAUGCCGAAAGUAUAGGGAAUUUCAUUUGCUAGCACUAUAUUUAACCCUAUAACUUUCCAAGACACCAUAAAACUUGUACAUGGGGGGUACUGUUCUACUCGGGAGACUUCGCUGAACACAAAUAUUAGUGUUUCAAAACAGUAAAAUGUAUUACAACGAUGAUAUCGCCAGUAAAAGUGAAGUUUUUAGCAUUUUUCACACACAAACAGCAAUUACACGGACAAUAUUAUUGCUGUGAUACUUUUUACUGUUUUGAAGCACAAAUAUUUGUGUUCAGCGAAGUCUCCCAAGUACAAUAGUACCCCUCAUGUACAGGUUUUAUGAUAUUUUCAAAAGUUACAGCGUCAAAUAUAAGGCUUUUUUUUCACAUUAAAAUUCGCCAGGUUACGUUGCCUUUGAGACCCUAUGGUAGCCCAAGAAUGAAAAUUACCCCUAUGAUGGCAUACCAUUUGCAAUAGUAGACAACCCAAGCUAUUGCAAAUGGGGUAUGUCCAGUUUUUUUUAGUAGCCACUUAGUCACAAACACUGGCCAAAACUGGCAUUUUUGCAUUUUUCACAUACAAACAAAUAUUAACGCCAAUUUUGGCCAGUGUUUCUGACCAAAUGGCUAUUAAAAAAGACUGGACAUACCCCAUUUGCAAUACCUUGGGUUGUCUACUAUUGCAAAUGGUAUGCCAUUAUGGGUGUAAAUUUCAUUCCUGGGCUACUAUACAGUCUCAAAGGCAACAUAACCUAUCUGGCAAAUUUAAUUUUCAAAUGUAACGUGCUAUAUUUGACCCUGUAACUUCCCAAAACGCCAUAAAACCUGUACAUAGGGGGUACUGUCUUACACGUGAGACUUUGCUGAAUACAAAUAUGUGUAUUUUAUUGCAGUAAAAGCAAACAGUAUUAUGACAUUGACAGUUAAAAUGUCAUGUAGAACUAAAAAAAAUCAAAAAAUCUUAUUUUCUCCCAUUUUUUUUCAUAUUAAAUUAUGUUUCAUAGCUAAAUAUUUGAUAUUAAAUGAAAGCCCUGUUUCCCCUGAAUAAAAUUUAUAUAUAAUAAGGGUGGGUGCAUUUACUAUGAAAGAGGUGAAUUACGGUUGGACAGACAUGUAGCGCAAAUGCCAGGUUUUGUUUACAUUUUGUUUUGUUCACAACGUGUACAUUUGGCUCCGUCCUUAAGGGGUCUGCUAACUACUAACUUAAUAAUAUAAGGUAGCAAGAUAUAAAGCAAGUCAUGAGUGGGCGGAGCCUGACCGGGGAUCUGACCAGACGCACAAUCUGUGAGCUCCCGAGCCCGGUCCUGUUUUAACACGAAAAAUGUGGGAAAAAUACCUGACCCUGAACCUCAACUCACUUCACCCGGCGAUACCAAAGCUGGGGAGCAGAAUGAUACCCCACACGCUCGGAAGGACCACUGGAUCAUCGGAUCAGAGGCUUGGGGCCUUCCCGAUGCAGAGGAGAGACGGACACUCUCCCAGCUCCUCAAAGCAUGCGGCACCUGAAGUAUCGGGCUUCCCCUCCCCCCUCAGGACCGGCGGGGGCUAACCCGGUCCAAACACUCGCAACCUGUGAGCCCACACAGAUAACAAUCGACAGCCUAAACUACGCACCAAGCAAGCAGGCCGCUAGCUAUCUUAAAAUGGCGGACACGCAGCCCAACAAGGGCCAUGUGACAUCUGAGCCACAAAGCAACCCUUAUGAUCCUCUAGACCAGGGGUAGGCAAACUUUUAGCAGCACUGUGCCGAUAUAGGAUUGUGAUGUUCCGUAGCGUGCCGGUCCUAUUUUUUGAAAUUGAGGUGUGUAUGCUGCCGUAUUCUGCUUGUGUUAUUUAUACUGUAAUUGCUUUGUAUCUUUGUAUUUGUGCGUAUAUGAGCUAUUAUAUUGUAUAUGUUCAUUAGUAGUUUAUGGUAUCGUGUAUGAUACAUAUAAAUGUGGGCUGUGUAUGGGGGCUGCUCGUGGAAUUGUGCGUGGAUGGAUAUGUCACAUUGUAUGUUUAGUAGUGUGUGUAUGUGUCGUGACUGUUUGGGGUAUUGCAUGUGAGAGGCUGCAUGUUGUGUGCGCGUAUGUGGAUUGUUAGCGGGUUACGUUUGUGCGGAUUGUGUGUGUGUUUGUUUAUGGGCUGUUCGUAUUAUUUAUAUGAGGGGAGAGUUAUUCUGCAGCUCUGUGUAUAUCUAGCAGUGUGGAUGGCUUCCCCGGGGUCCAGUCAAGGACAGGAGCUGCGACAGCAGCUGCAGGCUGCUCUACUCCAAUGUGGAUUUCAUUUACAAGUGCUGGAAUGAAGUGAUCUGAGAUUACUUCCUCUACGUGCUGCAAUGCUUAAAUUGAGGAUUGUCCUUCACCACCUCUUCGUAUUAGCAGAUAUCUGAAGUUUCACUAGGACUCCUGAUAGGCCAGAGACUGUUCGGCUCUAGCAGCCUUGAGUGCCGUGCAUGGCACUAGUGCCGUAGGUUGCCUACCCCUGCUCUAGACACUCGCCUGAACAUGCUGCUGGCAAACUUCUGGGCAAAGGUGGAAGCUAGACACGCAGCUAAACAGCAGCAGCCACGGGUGAGCGGGAACACACCGAGGACCCAGGUGAGCAACAGCCGGAGUGGAGCCAGGAAGCCCUCAGGCAUAAACCCAACGACACAACCCAUCACAUGAGCCCAUCCAGGGUGAGGGCCCCAAGGGGCAAAACCCCGACGCAUCGCCCACCUAGGUAGAGGUGGGGGCCUGCGCAUUGCAGGUGGCGAAACACCACCACAGCUUUUAGACCUACCCCAACAGGGAAGGACCCGGUCUCUUCAAGCCCCUGAGUCCGUGGUGAAACGAUGCUGGCCCUACAACAAGCCCGGAGCGAGAGGGCGACACCACCCCUGGCCAAAAGCUGACACCAAGAACUAACCGACGCCAUCAGUGCAAGUUCCACCUAGAGGAAUCGGCUGAUCCCUUAGCAGACGGGCAGCAUGCCCUUCCCUGCAACCACAAAGGACGCUGUGCAGUUAUGCAGGGACACUGGUCAGGAACUCACAUCACUGAGACUUUGGCACCAUUCCUCUCUACCAUGCACAUGCAUGUACCUACCCCGAAGCCUGAUAUGCUAAUAGAGCUAAACUUCAUAGUCUUACCUGCAAGCUAUUCUAAUGCCAUUGUAUUACUUUGACAUUCAAUACUGCAGCUUUCAUGCCUUAGCACAGUAACUCGUAACCAAUUGUUUAUUCAGUUAUGAAAUGUUUCGCUUGUGCGAUCAACAUAGCGACCUGAACAGCUUAACGCUAAAGCGAUAGAUAACAUAUUUCAAAAUGUGUGAGUUCUAUGCAUGCCAUAUUUAUGUUAUAACCAUUGACUAAGGAGCUUAUGAAAGCUAAUGUGGCUAUGCAAGCACUGCUGUAAUCUAAUCUUAUGCACGACAAAAAAAUAAAUUCAAGACGUCCUGGUGAUUUAGUGAGACCUUCCAGCUGCUACCGCCUUUCAUGGGGUCAAAGUGUUUGCUGCCUACUCUUAGCCGAUGACUGACAUUCUAUGCAAUGCGAGUUGCACAUAAUUGACAUUAGCCAGCCCAUUAACUAUAUAAUCAUCCCAGGGUUUAAGCUUAUGCAUAUGUUAAUGAUAAAUGAACAAAAAUAAAUAGUGUACGUUUCUUUUAUGCCUGAUGUUUACCUAUUUGUAACACUUUUCCAAAUCUCCUAGGUAUAUAAUGAACAGAUCCAGGAUCUUCUGGCUCCAAAAGGAACGUUGGCCAUCAGAGAGGAUCCCCAGAAGGGAGUUGUGAUUCAGGGUCUCUCUUUCCAUCAAGUAAGGUUAUUAGGUUCUGGCUUUUCUAAGUAUUCUAGAUAUGAUAUUCUACGUUCAGUAUUCGUGGACAAUGAAGCAAGGCACGAUUCAAGAAUAAACACCUAAAAUGUUAUGCAUUUAGACAGUUGUGUCAUUCUAUGCAUUGAUAUCAAACAUUGACUUUAAAGGACCAUUAUAGGCACCCAGACCACUUCAGCUUAAUUAAGUGGUCUGGGUGCCUUAAUGAAGUGGUCAGAUCCCCGGCCAGCUAGGUUUAACCCUUUUUUCUAUAAACAUAGCAGUUUCAGAGAAACUGCUAUGUUUAUAUUAGGGUUAAUCCAGCCUCUAGUGGCUGUCACGUUGACAGCCGCUAGAGUCGCUUCCGCGCUUCUCACUGUGAAAAUCACAGUGAGAAGAUGCCAGCGUCCAUAGGAAAGCAUUGUGAAUGCUUUCCUAUGAGACUGGCUGAAUGCGCGCGUGGCUCUUGCCGCGCAUGCACAUUCAGCCGAGGAGGAGAAGGAGAGUCCCCCGCCCGGCGCUGGAGAAUGAGGUAAGUUUAACCCCUUCCAUCCCCUAGAGACUGGCGGGAGGGGGACCCUGAGGGUGGGGGCACCCUCAGGGCACUAUAUUGCCAGGAAAACAAGUAUAUUUUCCUGGCACUAUAGUGGUCCUUUAAACCUUUGAAAAUUUGCUGUAAGCAGUUGUUCAAAUCAAAUCAUGUUUCCUUCUUAAAUACUCUGUUUUGCACUCCCUACCUCCUGAAAGCUUCAUUGGACUCAGCAGAUGGUGAGGCAAGAAAAGCAGUUUUACACUGCUACUACUUGGAGACUCUUGUUUUUGUAUGAAAUUCAAACAAGGGAGUGGGGAUGUUAAUUUUGUUCCCCUCUAGUUACAGCCUGUCAGUUACAGGGGCAUCCCCCAUGGUUGAAAGGGACACACAUGGCACCAUAACCACCUCAUUUCAUUAAAGUGGUUAUUUGAGUCACAAUGCUCAAAUAAUGCUAAAUUAUAACUCUGGUGUGCACAUGGCCAGCUGUGAAUGCAUAUCUUGCCAAAAUAUAAAGCGACUGGACAACAGAAGCAAAGACCAUGCCAUUUUUCACUCCUGUCCGAUAAUAGGAAGAUCGUGGGGAUGUGAUAACAAAACCUGAAUUAUUAAUAAGACACGCAAAGCACCAUUACAGUCUUUCAUGAAUGAGUGGCUUAGAACUGCAGUUAUUUUAUUUUUUAAAUGCUGCAGCUCUAUGUACACCCCUCAGGUCUGUGAGUCAGGAAGCCAAAAUUCCAUGGAAUGGAUCCUAACCUUUUAUUGAACCGUUUUACUUACCCUGUAUGAACUGAAAGGUUUUGAAAGAAUGCAGUUUCUGCCAGGAGCAAAAGAGGUAGAACUUAGUAUAUUUCUGUUUUCCCUUUUUAUUCCCAUGUGUCAUCAUGUAAGUGGACAUGUGUGUACAAAACAUUGAGGUUCCACAACCUGCCAUAUAAUAAUAAAAAUAAUUCAUGAAAUUGCAUUGACCACAAUAUGAUCCUAAUGUGCCCAGAUCUCUAGUCUACAGUCAGGCCCAUGAAAAUGGGAAGCAUGCCCCCUUUAAUAGGAAAGUGUGCUUGGAAUACUGUACACCAUAGAGAAAUGACAAAGUGGACGUUCAGUGACUCUGGAUUUGUGUAGAUGCUAGGAUUUAAGCUGCAAAGCGACAAAGGUUUAAAAAUAAUAUCAGGAAGUAUUACUUUACUGAGAGGGUAGUGGAUGCAUGGAAUAGCCUUCCAGCUCAAGUGGUAGAGGUUAACACAGUAAAGGAGUUUAAGCAUGCGUGGGAUAGGCAUAAGGCUAUCCUAACUAUAAGAUAAGGCUAGGGACUAAUGAAAGUAUUUAGAAAAUUGGGCAGACUAGAUGGGCCGAAUGGUUCUUAUCUGCCGUCACAUUCUAUGUUUCUAACAUUGCUGAUUUUAUCAAUAAUAACAAUGCACAGUUCAGGGCUUUGGUGAAUAGAUUAAAUAUGGAAACGACAGCCUUAAAUUAGGUCUUUUGGUACAAGCUUCCCUGGACAGAUUAUUAAUGUGUUUACCUUGGUGUCAAGCGUUACCUGAAGCAAUGGAUUGUAGCAAAGUUUUGUUUUCAUGCUAUUGUGGUAAAUGAAUGAAGCAUGGAAUGGAGUAUAUUUGUAGAUUUUAUAUGCUUGAAGUUAAACCAUUUCAUGUGGUUUGUUUACAAUGCUGGAUCAUGUUAUCUCGCUGCUGGGAUUGGUUUUAGGGGCGUACAGCAAAGUUAUUCACAUUAUAUGCUUUAAACCCAUGGCAAACAAACAAUUCACAGACAGGGCUAUUUACCAAUGUUUUCAUCAUUGAGAACUCCAAGGGAACAUCACAUUUCAGCCCAAAAGAGCCAAAAAAGUAAACGUAAUGUUAUAGGAAAUGACAGUUCUGUAUUUAAUCUGUUCCUUGAUACUGAUGGAAAUGAGUUUUUAGCUGCAUAUAAUGGUAUCUUCUCAGCUCUUCUCAUAUAAAACUCCUCAAUAUUUUGGUUAAUAUCUCUAAAAUAAAUUCCGAUAACUAGAGGGCAAAAAAAGGAAAUACGGUUUUAGAUUUACUUUCCGUGGGUUUGAAAACAAAUGAAAAUCUGAUGUGUUACAGACCACAACAUAUACCGUAAUAUCUGCUUUGAAGUUACUUUAAUGUUCAUUCUUUUGUGUUAAGGCUUGAAGUUUACUUUGAUUAAGUGGUCGCAUGAUUGUACAAAUAAAAUGCAGAAAAACAUAUAUAAAAUUCAUCUUUUAUUUAUUUCUUUUUCUAGCCCAAAUCUGCUGAUCAGUUGCUACAGAUGUUGGCGAGUGGUAACCUUAAUCGAACCCAACAUCCAACUGAUGCCAAUGCUUCUUCCUCUAGAUCGCAUGCUGUUUUUCAGGUAAUACAGGGAUACAUGUUAAACAUGACUAAUAUGGGACUGUUAUCCUCUUUUGUAUUUCUCUGCUGAAAAAGCAAAUGAUUAAUAAAAUGUCAGUGUGACGGACCGCCUGGCACCCCGACUGGGUACCUCCGUCAAUCGCUGCUUCCUAGUACUUGCGAGCACCAUAAGCACCGCACAGGAACACCAUAACCACCGUAAACCCCACAAAUCGCUAUCCUCCACCCACCCUGGGCCCAAGACCAGGAUCCAGCUUCCAGUGGGUAGACCUCUCCUAGUCCAGAGAGUGAAGCAGGUUGCUCUUAAAAGAGCAAGUGUUGUUAUCCAUGGGAGCGUAGUGAUGAUAGCAAUACCCAGAGUGAAUAUAGCUCUCCAAUCCCCUAAACAUGAGCCUAGACUUCAUGAAGAGUAAAACGAAUUUCUUUAAUGGCAGCCACAACUGGCCUUUUAUGCAGGUCCCCACGCAAGGGGCACCCCCCCGGACCUGGGAGUAGACUACAGUAAAAUCAUAUACACAAUUACAUUGGCUCUCAGGUCCAGGACACUCCCAUACACAAAAGGUCAAUCCCUCCCCUGUGCCUGGGAGAUAAUUGAGUCAAGCACUGUAUUAAAUAAAAUUAUUUCCAGGCACAGAAAACAUAAAUUUUUACAAAACCCCCAAAAUACCUCCAAAACAAUUAAAAACCCCACAAAAGUUACAUCCCCUGAUAGCUGUGGUGGCCAUUCACAUGGACCAAAACCGCAAAUAGACUUCAGGGGGACUUAGCCGCGAAUGCCUUGGAACAAUUUUCGGCAUGAAGACUUUGUGGUUCCUAGUCUGUCCCCAGCGGCACUUAUCCACGAUUCUAUGGAACUAUUUUCGGCAUGGGACCAUGCGGCGUUCGGUCAAAUUAUGACUUCCAGGAAAUUCCUGAACCGAUCUGGGUGAUUUUUUGCAUAUGUUGGUCACCCAGAUCAGUUCAGGAAUUUCCUGGAAGUCAUAAUUUGACCGCACGCAUGGUACCAUGCCGAAAAUAGUCCAAUAGAAUCGCGUCUAAGUGCUGCUGGAGACCGACCGGGAACCGCAAAGUCUUCAUGCAGAAAAAAGUUCCAUGGCAUUCGCGGCUAAGUCCCCUUGAAGUCUAUUCAAGGUUUUGGUCCAUGCGAACGGCUGCCAGGGAGCUAGCGUUCGGUUCUAUACGCAUGGAUGGAAAGUGCCGAACCAGUAGGAAUAAAAUAUGGGUCUUUACAGUCACUGACCUGGCCCAUAGUCGGUGGGCAGGAAGCCAGCUUCUACACUCCUCCAGGAGUCCCUGGAAAGCGGCAUUUGUCACAGUCAGCAGGUCUUUUUCAUGGUCUUAUCAUUGCAUGACUUCGUUAUGAAUCUUUAAAGGACGCUCCAGGCUGGUAUUGCAUGUGUGGCCCUCAUGGGGACGUGUAUAGUUUGUACAUGCAUCCCAUAACUAAGAUAGGCAGAGGGUUCCGCGUGUGAUAUCUGCAAGGGAUGAGGUGGGAUAUACUCAACAUUGUGCAAAGAGACAGGGAGAGGAGACUUAAUUUGUUAUUAACGCAUGAAAAUGUGCAAACAAACAGUCCGGUUGACCGUGCAAGCUCUGUCAUGAUCAGCCUAACCACAUACUAUGCAGAAGUUUGGUCCACCUUCUACGUGAUUCUGAGCUGCUUAGGUGGCAAAUGUCUUAAGUCCUCCACACACAAGCUCACACAGGGUUUUGCAAAGACAAAAUUAUACAGUUUAUUGUGUCCCUGCUUUUAUGUGAGCUAUUCGCUAGAAUUACCAACUAUAAACAUUGUAUCUUGAUUAAAUGUUGUUCACCUUCCCUGCCAUGCAAUACAAACAUAGGUUUAGAUUGCAGUUAAACACACAUUGGCUAAUCUAACCUGUCUGAAAGCACAGACUAUCUUCACAAAGUUCCUAUAUAUGCUUCUAGAAUUUUUAAAACUAUAUUUGUAUUUCUCACUACCAUUUAAAUUUAACCUAUCAUGCCAGGUUCUGUUUCACCUUUAAACACACCUAAAGCAGUCAAUACAUAAUUUAUCAUAAAGACAGAUUAUAUGUUUAUUUGCAUUAGGAGCAGUUGUGUAAUUUAUCUCCUGCCUCUCACUUCAGUGCAUCCAGUGUUUGAGAUCCAUGGGCAUUACACUAAUGUGACACAAACCCACUGAUUCCUCCUGUCGUUCCAUCCCUCCCCUCGCAAGACACAAUUGACCCUGCUUAGGAACUCUUCCCCACACAGGCCAGACCUUUCCUAGACACCAACAUGCACUUUAACAAUAUUACGUUUGUAAAGAUUAGGUUAAAGCGAGUGACUUAACACUAAAAAGACAGCCUAGAAGAGCUAUUUCCAAAGGUAGUGUUGCAUUCAGGAAACCCAAUAGAGUCUGCUACCACACCUGGAGCACUAUGGAAGGGAUCCACAGUCCUUUAGAAGUAUUCAAAAUCAAAUUCCAAAGUCUUCGCAUAGGACAAAUAGCAAGGAGUUUUAUUCAGGAUCAGGAGAACAAAUCUAUAUACUGUACAAAGUUUCGGUGUCAAGUUACAUGAUUAAGGCUUGACACUGAAACAUAUAUUAUUUUGAUUUGAUUUUGAUCCCAGAAGAGCUGUUGAUCAAAAAUAAAUUGGAGUGAAUUCUGUUUCCAAGACACUGUCCACACGUGUGGUUGUCAGUUCUGCCACUUGCUACACAGUCCUGUUCAUUGUUUAGCUUUGAAUUGGGCUAUGUGUAACUCAUAGCAUGUGCUGUGUGGUAUUCAGUAAGCAGCUCAACUAACCAAGUGUGUAUACUACCUGUCCCGCAAACCUCUCUACCGCUAUAUUGGCUUAAAAUUUUAAAUAACCCGGAGAGAGACUCAAAGGGCUGUCCAAACCUGGCCCUCAAUCUACCUGUGCAGUUUAAUUCACAUUAGUAAUCUGGCAGAGAAUUAAGAGAAAUGUUAUCCGGUAAUAAAAAUGUGCAUUAGUCUUUGAUCUACAAAUAAUCGCUCACUUUUUAUUAAAAAUGCAACUUGGAUCUAUCUGAAAUCUGUUAGCACACAGUAUUCCCCAAUUAAUUAUCACAAUGCUAUUACCUUGCCCUGGGCUCUUUUGGUUUUCUUUCCCCUUUUAAAGAAGAGCCAAGAACAUCUUUGUAGUCCUAUUUACUUGUAAACACCAUGUAAGUGUUGAAAUUAAAUUCUCUGCUUCAUUUGUGCAUUAGCAUUGUUGGAUUAAUGUUUAGAAUAGUUUUGUUUGCAAUAGUUUUUUGUUUAAUAUUUUUUUAAAUGUUAUUCAUUUGUAUUCCCCUUUUGGUUACUGUUGCUUUACAUAUACACCUUGACACACAGUGUGUGUGUGUAUGUAUGUGACAUACAGAUACACACACACUGGCACAUAAUGGCACACAGGUACACAGUGUUGUGUGUGUGUGUGUGUGUGUAUCUGUGUGUCAAAGUGUGUGUAUCUGUAUUUGUAUGUGCGUUUAUGUGUCUACACACAGAUAAACACACACACACACACACACACACUGGCACAUAGUGGCACACAGAUACACAUACUGACAGAUACACACACCUUGAUACACAUACACAUACACAUACUGGCACAUACACAUACUGACAGAUACAUUGACAUAUAUAUAUAUAUAUAUAUAUAUAUAUAUAUAUAUAUAUAUAUUUUAUUUGGUCUCGUUAUUUGACCCUGAGGAAAGUCCCGAACGGGGACUGAAACGUUGGUCGUUCUUUUAAACUUGAUUCAAUAAUUUUUUUUAUUUUUAAAGACCGGAGAGCAGCCAUUGCUAAUUUGGAGUUAUAUUUAUUUAUUUAUUUAUAUAUAUAUAUAUAUAUAUAUAUAUAUAACAGAUUCACACACAUUGGGAGAUACACACACUGACACAGGUACAGACACAUACACACACACGCAUGUUUAAAUUUGCCGUUCACUUACCUUUAUUCUGCAGGAGGAUGUUCAGUGCUGCUGGCUGAGGUUGGUGUUCUGCUCAUUCCACGCUGCUCCCUCUCCCCCUCCAGGCGGCGCGCUCUGUCUGGGAGGAAGUGCUGUCACUUCCUCCCAGCAUCCAAUACUACAGGGGUCCAGUCUCGGUUUUAGAUGAUCGCAGCACCUGACCAGACCCCUGUUUAGCGAUACCCAUCGCGUGACCCUAAAUGCUUGGACCACCUGAUGCGCAAAUCGCUGCAGAACCCCAAUUUUGUUCUCAUGAAACCCUGCUGCCCUACAGCAUUAAAUCAUUAUUUGCUUUCUCCAUUUAUUAAAGGGAUACUGUAGGCACUUUAACAACUUCAUCUUUUGUAGGACAUUAUAGAGCCCGGGGUCCCCUGGCACUGUCCUUCCAUUCAACGUUAACAUUUUUUAAUCGUUUACUUCUAAACGAGUGUCCCCAGCACUUCAACCUCUAUGUGCUGCUCAGGCUAAUGAGCAUUAGCAUGAGCAACAAUGGAUGAGAGUACCAGCUAAUCACUUUGUCUAUCACCGCGACUAUGAAUUGCUAUAGCUAGAAUGAAGUGUGUAAUUUCUGCCUUAGCCAUACAUCCAGUAGGGGCCGGGUUCUGGGUUGCCAUUGACCUUCAAUAAGUGUUAAACUGCUUUAAAAAUGGUUUAACACUGAAUAGAUCGACAGCGACAAGGUGCUCCAGCACUAGAACCAAUUCAAUGAGAUGAAAUGGGUAUAAUGUCCAAGGUGUCCCUUUAUGGAAUGAGCUUUACAGCCAAUCUGGCCAGUGAUAAACGCACACAAGGACAUAAUAAUGUUUAUUCCCUAAAUGCCGAAUUCUAGUAAUUGAAAAGCUGUUGCAGAAUUUAGGCAAAAAAAUGUUGAUUUGUAAAGUUUCUCAAACUCUGCUACAAUUUGGUUGUUUCCAACUCGCUACAAUUCAGCAUUAGUAAAUGAACGGCUAGCUAUCCAUAUGCUUUUGUAGCCCACUCUGGCUCAAGCCUUCCUUGAUUAGUUGACUAAACACUUAAAUUGUAAAGCUGCUGGUCUGCUGUGUAGCAUAGUAUCUGCAGUUUGCCAAAUAAUAAACUAGAAUGGAAGAUAAUUACCAGCGGCUCACACUUUCGAAUCCUCCCAAAUACACAGGCUGAACAGUAAUCUUCUAGCUCUGAUAAACUCAACACUUGCUACCUCUUAGGAAGUAAGCAAAUAAAUUGUUUCCUGGUAGCCACGGUUGAUCUAUUCUGUAGCUCAGGGAUUGCUAUUCUUGGCACGUGUUUGAACUUUUUUUCUUUUCUUUUUUUUAAUGAUUCACUAAUUGCAAAGUUAUUAAAGGAACACUUCCACCCCUAGGUAGCUUUCCAGGGUAGUCCAUGGGCUUAAAAGGUUUAUCCAAGGGUCAUAACCACUGCAACUCACUGUAGUGGUGAUGAUGCCACAAUUUUCCUGGCAAUGGAGCAAACCAUUUUAAAAUGUUUUUGCCCUCAUACCUGGAUCCCUGCUGGGUUCAGAGGCUCCCAGAUGGUUUAGUGAUGUACAUGCAGCUUCUUCUGGACAUCACUCUCAGCCAGCGAAUGAAAUUCUGUGCAUAGAAAUGACUCUCCAAUGAUGCUGACAGAGGAAGAGUUCAAUCUCCAGCAACAAAGAUUACACUCAGUUUGUGCAGUGUUUCAAAAGCCAAAGAGAUAGUAUAUAGAAUAAAUCUAUAAACAGAUCAGGGCUCAAUAGUCGCCGAGAUCAUCACCAAGAUUACUGCUUUAGACGAGGAUUUCUCCUAUGAAAGCGAAAAAUGGAGAACAAAUCGUAGUGCCCUGCUCUGUUUAUAGAUUUAUUCUAUAUGCUAUCACUUUGGUUUUUGGUGUAGUUGGAUUGGGGAUUGAUCCAGUGGUCAGCAGCCAGCCUGCACUUUGUUUGCACAUUUUCCCACCCACUUAUAGUUUUUGUGUGCAGUGUUUCAUAUUGAAACGCUGCACAUACAGACUCCAGGCACCAUGUUUACUUCAAAUCACUAAAGGGGUCAUGGUAGAUGGAGUAACCCUUUUAAAGCCUGUGUCUAUAGUAUUUUAGUGGCACUGACAAUUGGCAACCUCUUGGAUUCUAGGAAAACAAUGUCCAUAGACCUUCUUAUAAUAUACUCCGAGAAGUGAGCAUCUACCACCUAGCAUCGAUAUGUUUAGGAACCCUGACUUCUAGGGUUUGUGCAGCUGUGGGCUAGCCUUUAUCUAUGUAUAAGCACAUGGUUCAGUUGUGCUUGCCAUUUUGUAUAGAAUCUGUGACAUAACUUCACUCAUCUGAUUUUGGGCCAUGUAUUAGAAGCAGCAAAGUCAAACAAUAUUAAAUUAUGUUUGCAAUUAUAUUAUAAAGGACUCAAGUGGAACCUUUUGAAUGACCUAUGUUGGCACUAGACGAGAUAAGCUCUCUGUUUAAUGGAUUAUCUCAUAUGCACAUAGGUGACUCGUUCAUUGCCUCAAGUAGACCUUUUACAAUGAUAGACAUUGAGCGUCCUAUUAUCCUGUCAGGAAAUCAUGAACAUCUGCACAGUUGUGGGGGGUAGAGAGAGCCUCAAGGACCAACACAGAGAACAUAUGUUUUUUUAACAAUGGACACUUGUCACGGUCUUUCAGAUCUAUGUCAAACAGCAAGACCGUACAGCCAGUAUUAACCAAGAUGUCCGGGUUGCAAAGAUGAGCCUCAUUGACCUGGCUGGCUCAGAACGUGCUUCCACCACUAAUGCAAAGGGCGAGCGUCUACGGGAGGGAGCCAACAUUAACCGUUCUCUUCUGGCUCUCAUCAAUGUCAUCAAUGCACUUGCCGACGCCAAGGUACGCCUUGUCCCUCUGGGUCUUCCGUUCUGUUUCUGCAAAAGCUGAUAUUUUUCAUGUGAGUCGAAUGUUUGAUUAGUAUCUCCUUGUCUACCAACUGGAUGAAAGGUCUUCCAUGUCUGCAUGCCUGUUGUGUGUUAGCUUAAUUUGUACUUUUUGAUCGCAUGCAAGUAAUGUGUAAUGUUUUCCUUGCUAGAGACUAGCUUUGCAUUUGGCAUGGACUAAUUGUGUUUACAUUUCUUAAGACGGAAAAACAAAAUGACAAAUCCAGGAUGUUCCACAAUAGCAUAUCCAACAAAACCCUUUCUGUGACAUGUGUUUCUUAUUUCGUAAAGUUAAGAUUUGGGGGUUUUUUUGUUUUGUUUUUUGUGCAGGUUAGAUGUUUUUUAUUGGGCUUUUCAUGAGUGCAGCAAAUGUUGGAAAAUACUUUAUUGCUUUGAAAUCAUACAAACCGCAACAGUUAUGAAAUGUUUCUUUUUUUCUAUGUAGUUGAGAAGAACUUUGCAUUUAAUGGUUUCCUCGUUCAGGAAUUUGUUAGUUUUUAGUGAUCUGGCACAAAUAACGCUUCUCAAUUUUUAUGACCAACUUUAUUAAAUAAAUACACAGACUUAUAAAAAGAUUGAUCUACAGUGCAUGUGUUGUGAGAUCACAAAUACAAGAGUAGUAGCAUGUGUUGGUGAUAAUUUGUGUACCUAAUUUGUGAUUGUUGUCUCUGUGGUUAAUAGAGCAGGAAGGCUCAUAUCCCAUAUCGAGACAGUAAACUGACCCGGCUUCUGAAGGACUCAAUUGGUGGCAACUGCCGAACAGUCAUGAUUGCUGCCGUAAGCCCAUCUUCUCUCAGUUAUGAUGAUACCUACAACACACUCAAGUAUGCAAAUCGUGCCAAGGAGAUCAAACUGUCGGUGAGUCCUUACAGAUACAUUUUGCCUCUUCCCAGAGUUGUGAAUUGAAUACCAUUGACUCUAGGUGAUUUCUAGAGGCGAGUUGGAUAAAGACAGAAGAGUCUAAAAGUCAGGGAAGGGCUUUUCAAAGUAGUAAAGUGGAAAGAAGGUUAAGGAUGAUAACAGAACAGAAUUUUGUAUAGGCUGGAGCUGAAUGUGAAGGAAACUCAUACUAAAUUGCAGUGAGCAAUGCAGGACAUGCAGUGCAAGAAUCAAAGUACAUUGAAUGAGAAACGGGCUAGUAUCGUAUUCUCAAGGUUGCGGAGACUAGAUCAAUAAGGGGAUUAAAGCAGAUCUAUCACCGAGGGGGGAGGGAGUGGGGCUUCACAUAUUUGUCAAAGACCCUCAAUGGUGAUAUCCCACUUGAUGUGCAGCUGAAGAUAGACAUACUUACUCUGAAGCUGACCAUAGGGGGACUUCCAUCUUUUUUUUCUUCAGCUUUUGUCACUUCACCAUUUUUUAUUGGAUAGUUGUGUUGUAGACAAGGUAAGAACGUGGACACAAUUUGCAGUGGAAUAAAAUAUGUUGAGAAACAAGUGAUCCAGUGAUACAUAUACAUACUUGGGCAUUCCUCCCAGGUUCAUAGAUUAUUUCAUUUCCGAAGCAGUGGAUGGUAUACUUCCUUUAUGAUACAGUAACUAAUGUGGUUCAUACAACAAGCAGGACUGGUGUUUUGAUUACUCAUUCAGUGCACAGAAUUAGAUCUAUAUCUUUGUGAUACUGAUUUUUUUUCUUUUUUUUUUUUUUUCUUCACAUAGUUGAAGAGUAAUGUAAUCAGCCUGGAUUGCCAUAUCAGCAAAUAUGCCAUAGUAUGUGAAGAGCUUAAAGCCGAGGUGAGGUCAACAGUCUACAUCUCUAAUAUGAUAAAAUCGCUCAAUAUUAAGCUGGGAGGUUUUGACUGAUCUCUUACCGUUUAUGUAUUAGGUUGCAGAGCUAAAGGAGAAGCUUCGGUUAUACGAAAUGAAGGAAGUCUGUCCUGGACAGCCUGAUGAUCUCUCUGAAGAUAAGAGUCCAGAACACAAAAGGUCCUUCAGGUAUGUUCUUAUUGUAGUUGGUCUUUAGAAGGCAGCAGGUUUAUUAUGGAUGUUUGGCACGUGAUAAAUAAAAAUGAAAUGUGCAUCUGAAUCCAGUCACGAAUUUCUAAGAUAUUUAAGUAUUUGUAGAGAAAGGACAUUGGGAAUAGUGCCAAAUUGAAUGUUAUCAUUUAUUUUUUUCUACCCUUUUACAUUAUUUUAAAACAAUUGCCAGCAAGAUGGAUACUCUUAAAUUUGGUUCUGAAUUUACAAAUACAACAUGACUUUUCCAAAGCACGAAAUGCACGUGUAUGGUUAGCUCCAAGACUAUAACAGAUUAUAGGUCACAGUUAAUGUCACCUUUUUUUCACAUGGUUACUUAUGACUGUAAUGAAAUACAAAAUCCCUCUCCCCUGGCAUCAGAGGAGGAAGUUUAAAGGCUUUGCUGAAGUGUUUUGCAGUCAACAGAAUGUCCCUUUGUCUUAUUUUAUAAAAGUGCAGAUUUCAAGCGUCAUAAGUUGCACCUUCGCAGCGAUCAGAUUGGCAGCUGGAGGGCGCGCUUACUUGCUGUUGCUCAAAGCACAAGGCAUUGUUUAGAGAAGCAUUGAAUUUAAUGCUUCUCUAUGAGAAGUGUUCUGUUGGCAUAGCAAUGCUUCCAUUCAUUCUCUUGACACAGGGAAUCCUCACUAGUGAGAUUGUCCUGUUGGCAGAGUGGAGCUGUGUCAAGGAGACACUCUCACCUCUGGAUUAAAGAUAAGCAACUGCUUUAGUUAGAGGGUGGCACUAAGCACCAACACCACUUCAGUGUAAUAAGGGGAUUUUGGUGUAUAGGUAAAGUCCAUGCAGUCUUAAUGCUCUGUUUAUGUAGACCUAGCCACACUGUACUAGAAUACACUAUUGCAAAUUACUAUUUUCAGUCUACCUAGAAAGACCAAAACUAUUCUCUUUUAUUGUGGGACAAUACUCCUGGGACACGAGCUAGCUGGUGUCCAACAGAAGGUUCGGUUGUAUGCUGGAGGGUGUGCACCAUUUAGCACACUUGCUACGUUAUUGGCAGUGUUUUCUCCUCCACGGAUUUGUGUUAACUCUGGAUACUUAUCCCUCUUAUUGGGACUGUGGACCUACCAAGCUAUUGAUGUUAAGCUUAUGUGUGUUCCUUUUUGGACACUGGGUGCAUUGCAUAAUUGGUAAUACCAUUUGAGCUUUCUAGUAAUGGAUUAUAUUUGGACAUUUGGCUUACAUUUUUUUUUUUAUAAGAGCUGCAUUUUUAUAUAUUCAGUUUUAUGCAUGGUAAUUGGAGAGUAUUUAGCACCACAGUGAAAUAGAAUUAAUGUACAUGUAUGUUUGGCCAUGCAGAAGAAUAUAGCUUCCUCCUGAUAUUACGAGCUGAAUAUGCAGACUUAUUUUUUGGGGCGUGGGAGUGGUUUUUGUUUGGUUUGUUUAUUUUUAGUAGGUAUAUUUUUUUCGCAUGUUACUGCAGUUAUAAGUAACCACGUGCAAGAAGACUGAGACAAGUGACCUUCUUGCACCAUAACAUGUGCAGCAUGAAGUGUAAGUGGCUAUGGUGCAUUGAGGGUCCCUUUAAAAACAAACCAGUUGCUAUGCUGCUGCCCUUCUACAUCAUUACUCAGGGGUUUAUAAUAUUAUCAAAGCAUUAAACAGAAAAAAAUAUGUUUAUCCUUUGCCUGUCUUCACGUAUGUCCAGGAUGUUUAGAUCAGAAACUCAGACGAUUUUCAUCAAUAAAUGUCGGGCAAGUGUCUGGUUUGCUGAUGACAGCAGAGAAAUAUUUUCAUACCCUUUUAUCUUGUCUGCUGCUCAUAUAUUUGAUACAAUCCCAAUCCAUUGUUACAUAUGAUGACAGCCCCUCCCAGGCCAGACAAUCUGGAACAAUUUAUCAAAAUAUGUAACAUGUGCCUUGCAUGCUGCAGGGUUUAGGAAACAUUUCUCAUUUUAGAUGGUGUUUGUUUUCAUUAUUUCAUUUAAUUUCUCACAGUGUAGAUUAAAUCUGGACAAAAAAAAAAUGUAUUUAUAGGGGGUGCAACGAGGGUGCUUAAUGUUUCCCUUUGUUAAUUUUUUUAAAAUUAAUUUUAUUGUCCUAUUUAGAAACAAUUUAGUUACAAACUGUGAAAUCGGUUUGAUGCAGUCAUAUGCCCUUGUCUGUGUUUCUUGUCAAGUGCAUUAUUUUGCAAUUAAAUAUCUUCUGAUACUUCUCACAAUCAGAUGGGAAUAUCAUAACCCAGAGAUCCUGUUGGAGCAGGUUCAAUCUUUCCUUUCUUGGUGUAUAGUUAUACUAUCCAUGUCAGCCUUCAAAGGUCUCUGAUAUUUACUGUAAGCUUACCUUUAAAAUCAACCAAGAGUUGUUCCUCUGUAACAAAGCGUAAAAUGUCCUGAAUUAUCUGACAGACAAAAUAUUUUAAUUGAUUUUAUCACAAAUUUUCUUUGUCUAUGAUUGACUGCAGAAAGCGUGGGAGACCCAAGCUUUGUUUCAUUCAUACAUCAUUCUGUUGCUCGUUUUCCUGGCACUAUGGGGUUAUUCGGUCCCCCCCCUCCUACUGGGCUGAAGGGGUUAAAACACCUUCAGCCACUUACCUUUCUCCCGCGCCAGGCUCCCUCGGCGCUGGGGAACUCUCUUCCUCCUGCCGACGUCAGUGCCGAAUGCGCAUGUGCGGCAAGAGCCGCGCGCGCAUUCAAACCGCCCAUAGGAAAGCACUAUUCAAUGUUUUCCUAUGGACAUCCAGCAUAUUCUCACUGUGAUUUUCACAGUGAGAAUCGCGGAAGCGCCUCUAGCGGCUGUCAAUGUGACAACCACUAGAGGCUGGAUUAACCCUCAGUAAAACAUAGCAGUUUCUCUGAAAUUGCUAUGUUUACAGCAGGCAGGGUUAAUCCUAGAUGGACCUGGCACCCAGACCACUUCAUUGAGCUGAAGUGGUCUGGGUGCCUAUAGUGGUCCUUUAAUUUUUUUUAAUGUUUUUUGCAUUCUCUUAGUUUUCAUUAUGUGCACAAACAGAAAUCAUUUGGAUAAUACACCCUGUAAAUUCAUGUCUAGAAGGGGUGAGGCAUUUGUCUUCCUUCCUUCCUACAUUUUCUUGUGUAUUCAUAUCAAGAAGACUGUGGUUUUUUUUUUUUGUUUUUUUUUUAAUAAAUCCGUUGCAUUCUCCCAUUUAAGAGCAUUGUUUUGUAAAAACUCCCAGAUAAUGGUUUCCAUUAAAAGGUCUCUCCAACCCAAAAACUGUGACUACUGUGACCAAUAGAUACAAAUCAAUUAACUACUGUGAGAUGCCAUACUGAGGCCAAGUUCUCCAUGCAGCCUGAUCCUCCGGUGUUAUUGUGUUAAUGAUAUCUGUGUUUCAUGGUUUCUGUGCAGGUGAGAGACUAGAGUCCUUACAAAAACAUGAUGGUGGAGAUUUAUUAAAGAGUUCUGUUCAGAAACAUGAAACAAAAAUCUAAAAGGGGAGAAGUCAUCAGUGGAUUGUGCCUGUCUGUUCCAUUGGUUUCCAUAGAUUUCCCCCACUGUAUUCUACAUCUUAAUGCAAUCGUAUGAUCAAGAGAGUUUGGAAGCAAAAUCGGGGCAGGAAUUUGUCCUCAGACUAAUGUGGUUUGAGAAAAGGACAUAGGGCGUAUUUUCUCUUAUGCCCUUGUUGGUUUUCUAUCUUCAUGUCAGAUUUCUAAGUCUCUUUGAUUUAACACAGGAUAGAGGAGCCAACGUGUACAUCCAGCCCUGAACAAGGAUUCAUAACUGGCACACAGGCACCAGCAGCGCGGUCUUCCCAACGGCUCAACCAAAAGCUUAUCAAACUGUGGCUCAAGGACAAAGAAGACCAGGUAAUGUGUAAACUCUAGGAAUCAGGAAUGUUGUUCAACGAAUCUUCAAUUCACUGGAACACUGAGAAUGGGGGAAACACAUUUGUUCAGGUCUCAGUAAAAGUUUUAGCUGCCUUUUGCAGUUACAGAGACACAACUUAAACCUUUUCCAAAUAGGUAUAAUCCUGCCUUUAAAGAAAUUCCUGAAUGGAAAUGGAAGCAGGUCCUCACCCCCUCCACCCCCCACUCCCCUGGCCUAGAAGAUAGAUCACUGUUCUUGACCUUCUUAGGGGUCUUGUCACUGAGGUGUAGCAGAUACCCGCAGGCACUGAGCACCAGGUCCAUAUCUUUGUGAUGUAAAUAUUGAUAUUGGUACUUUGGCGAUUUUUAAUUAUAAAGGGAUACUAACUUGUUGGUGGGAGAAAUCUCAUUCUGGUUAAUAAUGAAAACCAUUAACAGAUUCUAAUGCCUUUUUUAUUAUAACUGUAGCCAGACCGUUAAAAACUUUAAUUUGUUUUUAUUUAGUUUUUCCUGGCACGCAAUAGCGGUUUCCUCUCAAGCCCCAUGAUUAUCGUUUUCUAAUAUAAACUGGUAAUGAGUGUUUGGGAAAAUUAAAAAAUAUACAAAGACUGAAACUGAAAAUGUUAUUAGACGCAAGCAUCUCCCUGGGUCUUUCUAGAACACUAAGCAUGCACACCAUCAUGUGUUUCCCAUGUAACUCAGUGUCCACUUCUGCACUACAAGUCCUGUACAUGGAUCAUGAAUUAUGUGUAGCCAGUGAACUCUGUCAUUUUAAUGCAAACUUAAAAUUAAAAGUGGUUGUUUACCAGAUAGGCUCAGAGAAACAGGUGAUGCUCUCGGCCUAUCAUUGGCUCCCAAUUCAGAAAACAUAGUGAAAAGGGUACUUAUCUCUUCCAUUCCAUUUUCUGAAAGAGGAUUUCGUGAUAGGCUAAACAUACUUGCAGACAUAUUCGUGUUCUAGGUAUUUUUUUUUUAUUUUUUAUUUUUUCAUGCAUUUUGUUUAAUAUAGAUCACGUGACUUCUUAAAUUUGUUGUAAGACUCUAACAAUAUUUUAUAGUGUGGACAUUUUCUGUUCUAUUGUUUUUAUCCCCAUCUUGUACUAGGUCCAACUCUUUUACUGUCUCUGGACGAUUAUUCCAUGUUUCCUCUGUGUUUUCCAUGAUGUUGUUUGUUACAUUCCAUUUAUACUUUUAACCCAUCUGUGGCGAAACCGACCUCGCCACUGGGCAUUCGAGAAGACUGAUUGCCAGCCUCCUGCCAUGUGAUUAUGGCCCAUGGGAUAUAUUGCCCUUUAAAGACAUUGUUUGGGCUAUUGGACUCUGCUGGCCCUUUAAGAACCGUCUGGGGACAUAGAGACAAUGCCCCUUUAAGACUAUGUCCCCAGACCUUUAAAAUUCUUUGUUUGUGGCUUUUUCACACUUGGUUUAGUAAAUGGGGCUUACUGAACCAAGUACCAUACAGGCGGACCACCCAGAAGUGGAAGUGUGCAGGCAAUUUACCUCCUAGGCUGGGAGCCUGCUGUAGGUAAAUUGCUGACCGCUGGGUGGCGGCCGUUCAUACAAACGAACACGUGGCGGCCAUCUUUGUUCAUUCGUACGCGGUCAGCGGUGUGUGCCCCUGAAUCUAUGGAACUGAAAACGGCUACACGUUUAGACGAACACAGCUGACCCUUACCGUCUCCCCCACUUCGACACUGGGGCUGGAGACUCGUUCGAACGCUCGUUCAAAUGGGACUUAGCCAUUUUUCAGUGAGAAAUUGACCGACCGCACAGUCCAAAUCUAUGGAACUGUUUUGGGCAGGAAAAUGUGCUUGCGUUUGGUCAUAAAGGGACCUCCACCUAACUUUUUAACCCCUGAACGGAUUUCCCUGAUUUUUGAGUAUGUUUAUGUUUAAAGUAUUCUGAUUCUGAAAAUGUAUGUUUUAUGUGAGUGGCAUGUAUAUUCUGCCUGUGAUAAUUAAGUUAGUCUAUUGUGUUGAGAUAACUAUAUCACAGGCAGAGGGUAGGAUUUUGUGUGUAAUUGAUGGGAGUGUCUGAGUGUAUUGUGCGUAUUGAUUGGUUGUUUUGCAAAACCCUGUGGGCAGGACUGUGUGCAUAAAAGCAGAGUGUUUGAUUAAAAGCUUCAGUUCUACUUCACCCUCAAUUUGGAGUCUCGUCUCUUAUUGGGGGAUCUGUUACAAGGGAUUGCUAUGCUCUGCAUAUUUCCUUGCUAUAAUCACUCCUAGGCUCUUUUAAGAGCUUGUUCCUGUCUUGCUCUCUGAAGGGGUCUACAGUGGGUAUGGUGUCGGCUGGAGUGCUUGGAGCCCUCAGGAAGCACUAGGAGCAUCCUUCAAUGGAGGUACCCAGUCGGGGUGCCAGGUGAUCCGUUAAACCAUCCAUGGCUUUUGAUAUAAGUGCUUUGUUGCCACGGCAUUUCCAUUCUUUAAAACCAUCCUCUACAAUGCUCAAGUUCAUUUGAUGUAUUAGAGCGUUUUACAGCCAGGAAUCAUUGGAAACUUCAUUGGAAAUAUAUCAACCCUUUAAUUUGUUUUCGUUUGUGUGAUCUAUAUUUACCAUACUUUGCUAGUCCUUUCUAUAUCUCUUUUCUGUUGAUCUAACAUGAUCAAUUUUGUUCAUGAUUGGAACGAGAAUAGGGAAGGAAUUUUCUUUUUAAGACCUAUCAUACUUGGAGUUUGAUGUAAGCAUCUGACUUGCAUCUUCCCAUCCAAAGGAAUGUUAUCGUUCUGGUCACAUUUUUCCCUUCUUCUAAAUCAUGUCUAUAUUAUAAGCACAUGAUAGGUAUUCCCCGUAAAACUGUCUACAAGUGAAAGCUUUCCUGUUCUCAAUAGCUUAAAAAAUACUUAAUCUAUGUUGCUAUACCACCAGGACAUAAGCAUGUUUUUCCCUUCUAAGACAACUGUGUGAUUUAUAGGAUACUCUGAAAUUCCUCGAUACUAAGAGCUGGAUAUCUCCUGUCUGUAACACAUUUCAAAGUACAAAAUUGUACGCCAUCUAUGUAGGAAACGGUAAAUUAAAUUUUCAUCAGUUAACAUUAAAAUAAUGUCUGAUAGAAGGGGAGAGGUUGUAUACACUUCAGCGAUCCACUCGCCAAACUUAUCUCUUACAUUCUUUCUAUUAUCAAGGGAAUCCUACAUUUUAGAGGGGGACAGAACCCACCCUAUUGCAUUGUGGGUAAUAUAAUCCGUGCAUUAUUAAACUGUAAUUCACAGUAUGAUUGUUAGUGUAUCUGUCCUUAAACUAAAAAAACCAUAGCUCUAACAUAGACUCUCAUACCUACAUUUUCACAUAACAUAAUAAGACAUAUAAUGGUAAACCUUGCAUUGUGGGAAGAUGUCAUUUCAGGAUUCUCGAUAGUUCUAAAUGUUUUUUUUAUGAUGUAUGUAGAAUCCAUAGAUGAUGUUUUCACAUAAUGCACUGUAGCAAAUGUUUUUUUUUAUUUCAUUUUUCUUUACUAAAUUACUGUCACAGGUGUUAAAUUUGGAUAUGGAUAAACAUUUUAAAUGUAUUUCUCUAAAAAAAAAAAGUGUUUUGGUUUUUUGUUUCUUUUUUCCCUCGUUACUUUGGGGAAAAUAUUCCCCCAGGUCUUUCAUCACCUGGUUAGGGUUCAUUGAUCACAUCCUGGACACACUUUCCAUGUGCAUAUCUUUCUGAUGUCUUUAGCAUCUGUAGCAUUUGGCCCCAUUCAUGAAUCACAGUCGUAUUCCUGGGUUGCUUAAGGUCACAGUAUGUGAAAUCGCAAGGCAUGUUUUAGAGCUUUCUUCCUUUUACGCAUCUCGGAAUCUGAUGGGUUGCUUUUAGAACAAUAUGUUUUGGUGAUAACGGGCAACGGACUUGGCGAUAAAUUGUGGGUCGCUCUAAAUCACCUUCUAAUGUUGAAUUAUAAUCCCAGUGAUUCACUUGGCAGAUGUUUACAGGAAUUAUAAAGGACAGGGAGAAAAAUGUAGGUUACUUAUCCCUGCAGAUCCAUGGUCCUUCAACGUAUGUAGGAUACAGGAUAGUAGUUUUUUUUUUUUUUGUGUGUGUGUGAGAUUUCUGUCUGCAUGGACAGUGUGUACACAUUUGUUUUAAUUCUGUCUGAACCAUAUAUAUAUUCUUUUAGUUAAAUAGCUACCACCGAUGGGCUGUAGUGGUUAUGGUGUUUAGAUGACCACUAUCCACUAUAAGGAUAAUGCAUUCAUAAAAAUUGCCAACUUUUUCAAUAAAAAAAAAUUAAAUUAUUAUAUUUAUAUAGCGCCAACAAAUUACAUAGCGCUUUACAAUGGGUGAACUAACAAACAUGUAGUUGUAACCAGACAGGUUGGACACACAGAAACAGAGGGGUUGAGGGCCCUGCUCAAUGAGCUUACAUGCUAGAGGGAGUGGGGUAAAAUGACACAAAAAGGUAAGGAUAGUAUUAGGGAAGUAGAUUGGUAGAAUAGUAUUCAAUGAAGACUUGGUGAGGGUUUUUGUUUUUAUUUUGAGCCAUUAACAGUUUAAUUGAGAUGCUUUUGUGAAAAAGUUUUUAAUGCUUUUUUUUGAAGAAGUGGAGACUGGGUGAAAGUCUAACAGAAAAGGGAAGGGAGUUCCACAGAAACAGUGCAGCUCUAGAAAAGUCUUGAAUGCGAGCAUCAGAGGUGGGAGUACGAACAGAGAAUAGACGCAGAUCUAGGGAGCAUACAUAGGUGGGAGUAGCGUUAUGUAGAGAUUGGAAAGCAAGAACCAGAAUUUUAUAUUGAGCCCUAGAUCUUACGGGAAGCCAAUGCAGGGACUGGCAGAGGGGUGAGGCGUGGGAGGUGCAGGCGGACAGGAAGAUGAGCCUAGAAGUUCCCUGCUGGAGCCUUUAGUAGGUUUGUUGUAUCGGAGUUUUCAUGUUACUGUAGGUGAUCAUUCUUGUAACAAGUGAACCAUUGAUUAUUAUGUUUGUACAAUUAGAGGUCUCUCUUGGAGGAGUCUAAUUUAUUUUAUAUUAUUCAGGAGUCAAGGAGCAGCAGCUUUGCGGGAGAGGAAGAAAAGGCAUCACUAUGCAUGUCUUCCGAGUCGGCAACUUCUGAUCACGAGAGGUGUGUCCGUGAUUCAAGUAAUUGGGGCUAUGCUGGGAUUACUGAGAUAUGUCUAUUCUCUAAUCAUUAUAUAGUGUAUGUGCUAGCCGAUGUGUAUUGCAUGCAAAUAUGUUACUUGGGCAAUGCUUUCUUUUUACAAUUGUAUUUUUAUAAACAUAUUUUUAAUACUUAAGAAGGCCAUUCUUUAUAUAAUUUGCAUGUGUAAUUUAUUUGUACUUUUGUUGAAAAACAUUUCCUUAAUCUUUUUUUUCUUUUUGUAAAACUUAAUAGACCUGCAAUUGGUACUGGAAUAUUUUGGCUAAUAAGACCUUUUGUUUCAGGUUGGUCAAGGCCCUAUUAAGUAUGGUCCGAAAGCAACAUGACAUCCUUAAAGGUGCUGAUCUUCUCACCGCUGACUUGGACACUGAAAUGCAAGAACUGGAACAUCUGGUAUUAGGAGGUUCGAGUGUGGAUUCAAUGGAAUCUAUAGAGAGUGAGCAGAAGACCGAAGUUUGUGAAUCAGAUGCCAGCAAGCACCUUGAGGAAAAGGGCUUACAGUUGCCGUCCAUUGAUGGUAAGUUUUAUUUCUUGUAGAUCCAUAAAAAAUCUAAUAAUACAACCUCUUUAUUUGAUUGAACCAUUUGAUGUUUUAUGGAUUUUGUCUUGGCAAAUCUCCUGUUUUAAUUCUGAUCUCGUAGAAUUUGUACAACAUUAAUUAUGUACACCCAGCACCUGUCAGUGCACUCUUCAGUUCUGACAUCCAAUGUGUUCUCAUAUUACCUUAACUUUAACAUACAAUGAACACAUACAUACGGGUGGAGGGGAUGCAAGAUGGGGAGGGGGCACAGUAGACCACAUCAUCUACUUUAUGGAAGUUUUUUUGGUUUCUUUUAAUAAAUAUAGACAUUUCUGGUUCACAGUUUUCACAUAUAAAUACACAUCAAUGACUCACUAAUGCACAAUAGAGUCUGUAUUUUACUCUGGACACGUAUAAACCUGUAUUUUUCCGACUUGCAAAAGAUGUAAAUUAUUUAAUGGUGUUAAAUUUUAUUUUGAAAACAAAAGUGGGGUGAAAUGGUUAAAGGAACACUUUAAGGUCAGGAACACAAACAUGCAUUCCUGACCCUAUAGUGUUAAAACCACCAUCUAGACCCCCUGGGCCCCUCAUGCCUCCAUAAAUAUAGCAAAAUCUUACUGUAUUCAAGCCUGAAGCCGUGGCUCUGCAUGCUGUUUGCCUCAGAAAAACAAGCUGUCUGCUGACAUCAUCAGAAGUGGUGGCCUGAUCCAAUCACAAUGCUUAUCUAUAGGAUUGGCUGAGACUAACAAGGAGGCAGAUCAGAGCAGAACCAGCACAAUUCAAACACAGCCCUGACCAAUCAGCAUCUCCUCAUAGAGAUGAAUUGAAUCAAUACUGAAUGUUUGGAUGCAUUUUAGGCAGCCAUGACCCAGGAAGGAUCUCUAACAGCCAUCUAAGGAGUGGCCAGUGAAGUUAUCACUAGGCUGUAAUGUAAACACUGCAUUUUCUCUGAAAAGACAGUGUUUACAGCAAAAAACCUGAAGGUAAUGAUUCUACUCACCAGAACAAAUUCAGUAAGCUGUAGUUGGUCUAGUGACUAUAGUGUCCCUUUAACCCCUUAAGGACCAAACUUCUGGAAUAAAAGGGAAUCAUGACAUGUCACACGUCAUGUGUCCUUAAGAGGUUAAUUUCACCAUCGAGAUAUACUUGAGUUAAAAAAACAACCCAGAUUUGCUACUCUGGUGUAUGCUUUAAGAAUCCUUGCCCCAUGGAGCCGAUGGAUGAACACAUCACAGUUUGUAACUUUUUACUUCUUGUAACUUUUCAUUUGCGGUGAUGGAUUAAGCGAGUAGGUUGUACUGUAUUUUCCUCUAGUUAUCUGAAGCGUAAAAUUGCACCCUCCUAGCAGGAGGCAGGACCCACAGUGCAGUAAUGAAAACUCAUUCAGACAGGGAAGAGCGAAGGGCACAGAUGUGAAACAGUUAGUUUGCAUGUUUCAGCCUCAGGCAUAUUCCAUGAGUUGCUCUUGUUAUAAGAGGGGACAGUGUGAGACUUGGAUUAAUAGAGAGUAAUUGAAUUCUUGCUUAAAAAGUACAAAGUUGCAUUCUGGACUUCGUUAUUAAAAACACGUACGCGUUGACUGCAUGGCCUUGGCAUUGGGACAGAAUAGUUCUUUCAUGCAAGGGCAUUUGUGUUCCUGUAAUGAAGCAAACAAAUGAAAGCAAUGAGGUUUUACAGAGUUAAAUUGUUUUCAGUUGGUCCUGGCUGAAUCCAACCCAUUGUAUUUAAAAUGUUACUUCAAACAAAAACAUUGUUUUUGGUCAGCGUAACCCUCAUUAUGCUGAUCCCCCACUAUGUGCAGUGUUUUGCAGCAAAAUGGUGGACAUACCAACUGCAAGCACCAUGACCACUUCAAAUUUUCAAAAUGAAGUGGUAUGUUUACUUCUCUGACAGUUUCUGACAUCCCCCAACCCCCAUAAAGGCUACUGACGCACUAGGAUGUCAAAUGUCAUGUGUGCGGAGGCAUCCCUUUCAUAGUGUCACAUGUGCCAUGGAGGAAAACCAAAUAUAUAAAUAUAAUAUAAUAUUUGUGUGUGUUUGCUGAGACACUCUAUUAAAUACCACAAAGAGGAAUUACUGCACCAUUUCACCCACGAGCACUACUCUUGCAGAGAUCGUAAAGUCAAAAUACUCAGGAUGGGAUUUGAGAAACAUAUUUGAAGCCAGAAUGUUCCAGUUUUUUAACCGCAAAAAAAUAGGGGAAUAAGUUAUUUUAUCUCUUUUUUUUUCCCUACACUGAUUAUACCUGAUCACGAAUAACGUUUGAAUUAUAUGUGUUAUGUUCAAACAUGAUAUAGUUUUGAUAAAGGGAGGGUGUCUUGAAAGCUUGCAAACUGAAAAUUCUUUUGCGUAUUUUAGAUAUUCCCUCUUCUUGAUCAUCUGUCACUCAAACAGCUAAUUGUACCUUUAGGUGAAAUGAUGAGAUAUUUUGUCACUUGUGCCUUUCACCUCUGACGUCGGCAAUUAAUGCUUCGGGGGUCAGACACAUAAUAGCUGAACUUUGAUCAAGGCUGGAAACUCAUCCCAACCCUAAUACUACAAUAAAACUUAAUGCUAAUUCUUUCAUACCUUUUCCUUGAUUGUCACUAAGCCUGUUAGUGUGUUUUGCACUGAUCACAUUCAAAAGUUUUAACUUUUCAACAUUCUCACUGACUGCGGCUCAUGAAAAGAUGUAGUUCAACAGCCUGAGAACUGCUUUUUUGCUACCUGUGUCUAAAUAUUUCAAAAGCAAAAGAGCAACAGUCUGUUAAUGACCUAAAAUAUCCACUCCAGUCUGUGGGUAGCUGGGAUCCUGGAUAUUGUAGUUCAUUAACAAGUGGAUGAGUUAACUUUUGAAGAAAAUCUGUUGCAAAUGUUAAUUUCACUUUUGUUCUCACCAUCUUAUGGUUUUCCUCCAGAUGGUGAAGUCGAUAAACAAGAGGUGGUUGUUGACCCAGCUCCUCCUGCUAGGAAAAGGAAUCCAGUGAAACGCAACAGACGAGAGAUUCUUCCAGAUGCAAGUCCGUCGCUUAAAAGUCCAAUGGUUCCAAUAAAGAGAAGAAGGCAAGCAGAGUCAUGCACCCCAUCGAAAGCCAAGGGGCCCCCUGUACCUAGCACCCCAGAGGUGCGGGUGAAGAGGCCAAGAAAAUCUUCAAUCCCAAGUAGAAGCCGGAUAACCCUUAGAUCCAGUACCCAAAUGUUUUCUUACAAAUCUAAUGAACCCUCUAUUGGCCAACCCUUGAAACAGACUUCUGUUUGCACUCCAAAACACAUUUUGCAAGUAAAACCAGAUGUGUCCUCACGUACUGUCACUAAAGCACGUAUGCCUCUGGGCACAUCUGCUGCUCAGAACUGUGCCUCUGUCCCUCCUGUGGCCUUGUCUGUUAGAGACCUGAAUACUACGUUUGAUUUGUCAGAUGAGAUAUGUUCAGCACCAAUCCUGGACAAAACCAUGUCCUUUGGAGCGUCUGAGUUUUCUGGCUGGGAGAAUGUGGAUUCUCGGAAUAUAGACAGCACGUUCGGCAAAAGGUAUGAUGAUGUGCUCUACUUUAUUCUAGUUUAUUGUGGUGACAUUGUCCCUGUCUUGUGAAGAUGUACCUUGCAUGUAGGGUACUGUUCAGUCUGAAGUUUUAGUAAAGCAAAAUCAUUAUGUUCUUAGGCUAUUCUGUGAGAAAUAGAACAUGAUGGCCUAUUCACUAAACUGUGGACUCUUUGAAAAGGGAAUUACAAAUUUGAAACCAGAAUAGCUGAAAUUUAAAACAUUUUGGCAUAAAACAAGUGUUAUGAAUUACACAAAAAAACAGUCUGCUUGCUUUCACGAGUCAAAGGGAAUCCGUAGUAAUCCAAUGCUCCAAUAUAUUCGGAAAUACAAUCAUAACACUGGGAAAUUGUUUAACGUAUGCCCACCAUAACAUAUCCGUGUACAAAUGCUAAACCCACCAAAAACCAGGGAAACCACACUUGUUACGUCCAUAGGUUUUCUUCCCUAGCAUAACAAGAGUAGGUAUUGAUCCAAAGUCUUUAAAGGAACAUUCUGGCACCAUAACUUCAGAUCAAUAUAGUGGUUAUGGUAGCUGCAGCUCCCUGGAACCGCCCUUUCGUCUAGUGCUAAAGUGUUUUGGAACGGUUUAACACAGAAGCAGUCCAGAGGUGUCCAUCAGAUAUUUUUCCUUCGGUGGGUGCCCAGCUAGUGCGGAAGCUUUAGGUCGAGCUGCAGAGGGGCAACAGCAAUUGGCUGACCGCAUCAGCUGACAAGAUGAAAACUACUUAUGUAAAAUCACUUGCUCUAGUUAAGGUCUGGUUGUGGUGCUGAGUGUCCCAUUAAAGUCUAUGCAUUUGCUAGCAUUUCUUCUUACGUAAUCUAUAGAUAUGUUAUGCUAUAUUAAUGUUAUGACAGGUAGGUUUUAUGAACCCUUGCAUUCAGGUGAUCCAAGAAUAUGUUAUCCUUUUUUAUUUUUAUUUUUUAUUACUAUAGCCAGUGAGGGGGUGUCCUGAGGCCCUAUGUUCUUGUUGCUCAUUUUAUUUGUUUGUUCUUUCUUGUUUUAGGCUGUUUUUAAGUAACCUUUUAUUUAUUACUUUAUUGAGGAGGUAUAUAGAGUGUUUCCCCCUCUGCCAUGCUUUCAUGGUCAUUUCUCCAAAUCACCAGAUAUUUUAGUUUACCAACAGUAUGACUGAUCUCAAUGUAUGCGUAGUAAUCAGGAAACAGCUGGGGACAAAAAGGAUCAUUAAAACCAUUUGAUUUUGAUAAAACAUCUGAUAAUCAAACAAGCUGUUUGAUUAGUAAUAAUUAGGUUUUAUGCUACCUAAUCUCAAUAGGUAAUUUUAGUUUCAGGUCAGUUGAUGAUAUGGAUGAACAUAACAUUUUGCAUUCUUGCAAUCCUUUACAUUGUUUUCUGUCUUUUUAGCUCUGACGUGGCUGUGUUUACCAUGAAUGGUCUCUCUGUAAAGCACUCCAUUUCUGCUCAACUUGCAUCAGCCACAAAGUCCUACGCCCACCGGAGAAGGCGCUCAAGCAGGUGAGACAACCCUCCCCCCAAACUGUAAAAGAUAAUACACAUUUGGGCUCUAUUAGAGCUCAUUAAAGGGUUACUCUGAACACCGUAACUACUUUGCAUGAGUACCCUUUACCCACUCUCCGUCCUGAGAGUGGCCUAUAACAGAAUCAUCAGAGCUGCCAUCAGAGCUGUCAGUCAGGCAGCUGGGAUUAUCUUAUGGGCUACAUGUGCCAGGUUUAUCCAAGAUGUGUGUAGAGACAUAUAUGGUGUGUGUGUCUGUCUGUAAUAUCCUUGUGAUUCACAGCCGGGACAGAGUGGAGGGAUAAAAAAUUAACGAUAAAAAAUUAACGUAUAGAUUGUAUAACUGUGCAGGUUCUUUAUUCAUAUACUAGUUUUUUUCUACCAGCACCCUCUUCUACUCAGCUCCCGAUUUAUAUAGAAGAGAUUUGUGUUUCUUGAUAUAUACUGCAGUGUUUGGCUGGGAGGAUUUGUAAGCCAUCAUUCUGGAGCAACAGGAGAAAAUGACUUCACUCUAAAUCUCCCGUCCUCAUAGUCCAGCUUUGUUCAGGCCCUGCGUUCCUUUUUCAUAUAUGCUGUAUUAUCAGAGAUCUUUGAUUAUUUGCGAUCGUAGACUACUGUACACCGUGUGAAACAUCACAUAUUCUCCAUGUCUGUUUUAUAUCUUGCAGUUCAUCCUCAUUGCGUGUAGGGAGUGCAGCAGUUAGUCAUGGCCGUACAUCAAGAUUAACACUUGGAACAGUUAAAAAGCCUCAAAGGCCACCUACCAUAGCAGGUGAGUUAUUUAACCAACUUGAGGGUGUACCUUAAAACUAGGAAGGUACGAAAGUGAACAUGUCCCUAUCUUGGUUUUCAUUGUUUAGUGUACUUUAUAAUUGAACGCUGUUUCACCAUGGCUAGGAGAGAAAAUGGAUCUGUUUGGCUGGUGAGACGCCAUUUUCAGAAGUUAGAAGGCAGGGUUGCCUGGUACUUACAAAGUGGAGAACACGACAAAACUAAUUAAAGGGAGACUGUGCAACAACACAACUUUAAUGGACUUUGGCCUAAUUAUUAUGCUGUAUUUUCUGCAUGCUCAAAUCUUUAUAGUUUUUGCACAAUAAAAAUAAGGUUGCUGCACUAUAUGCAUGCCUCCUUAGCUACCCACCUCAUGCCAGAAAGGCUUUCUUAUCAAAUUCAUGCACACUGGCUAUAUUAUUUUUCCAGGAUUCCAAAAUGUCAAGAUUAUCGCCACAUCACCCUUGGAGUUCUGGCCUUUUCUCUGCAUGUAUUAGAAAGUUUUACACUAACCACAUGUUGCUUAAUCAGUCCGCACAUUAGCACGACCUUUUGAAGAAGAGCAAAACAGGAUGUGAACAUCAUAUUGUGACUCCCUGCUUAAAGGGGAACAGCUUAAAGUCGCAUGUUUUCAAGGUAAUCUUUUGUUGCAUGUUUGCUUAAUUUUGUUGUUUGUUCCAUAGAGAGUUGCAGCCCUCGGGGACAAAGCGGCAAGAAGACAGGAAAAGGGUCGGUUGCAUUUGGUAGAACCAUGUCCGCAAUUCCAGGGAAUCGAUUCAUGCAGGUUGCAGCAGUAAAGUCAUAACCAAAUAUAAAUAAAAUGCGGUUUGUUGGACUUACACAGAAGACAAUUCAGCUUGUUUACCGUUUGGGAAAAAUCCCCGUCCUACACAACUUGAUGAAAUCCACUUUUGAGAUUAUUUAUAAUUCAGAUUGUACACCAGGAACAAAUCAUCACAGCCUUCAUUGGCGGGCUCUGCAGGACCCAUCCAGAUUUCUUAUACUGACCUUCAUUUUAAUAUUUUAAUUGGCAUUUUAAUGCCCCUUCAUGUAUUAUAAUCCAUGAAAGUAUUUACUUGUACAUUGUUACAAUGUUGGUUCUCCCAUUCUGUCGCAGAUCCUUGUGUUUUAAAAACUCUUACAUUUUUAUUCUCUAAAAUCUGUCCGACACUUGCGCUAUCCCUGUAGCCAAGCAGCCCUUUGUGACCUGAUUUACUUUUCUCAAGUUCAAUAAUUUCAAAAAUAUAAACCGUGUUGCAUAACUAAGCAACAAUAAAAAAAAUGAUAUCCCUGGGAUUAGUAAAGCCAAUUGUAAUUUGCUUCACUGCUCAGGAAUUAUGAGUCUAAGCAAUAGUCCACAUUUUCAGGUUUACACUGCUCGUGUUUAUAUGUUUGGAUGUCUCUGAUGCUGGGAAUAAAAUACAUGUAUGGUAGAGCUGUGUGCAUGCAUACAAUGAACGUGCAGAAUGUUAGUGUUGUGCACACAACUACCAAUGCUAUCAGCAUGGAAGCAAAUUAAAAGACAACGGUCACCUCAAAACUAGUUUUAAUAUAAUAAACAUUUCAUCUAGUUUUGAAAGGAAAUGGAUGUUUUGUUAUUUUUAAAUAACGUAUAUGUAACAAAAAAUAGAAACUCAUCACUACCUUUUAGGAUAUGAUAGGACCCGUCAGCCAUAUGCAUACACCCUGGGUCAGACAGUGUUUGAAAACAAACCGUCUCUAUGGUUUUCCCUCGUUCUUCACAGAGGGUGAAGCAGAAAAGACCAUAGAGUAGGGAUGCCCAAAAGGUAGAUCCACAGAUGUUUCAAAACGACAUCUUCCAUGACGCUUUGUCAUUUUAAAGUCAUGCAAAGCAUCAUGGGAGGUGUAGUUCUAUAUGUGGGGAUCUCCCUAUUGGGCACCCUUGCCAUAGAAACCAUUGUUUUGUUUUAUUUCCCCCCCCCCCAAACUCUGUCUGCAUGUGUAUACCUUUUUCUUUCAAAACUUGAUGAAAGUAUUAUUAUAUUAAAAAAAUUAAAAUUCUUAACAGACUAAUUACAUUUUGGAGGUCUUCUACAACUGCUUGCAUCAAUGAUCCUCAGAUAGUUUGUCUGAUUCAUUAAUUUUCACCUCGGUGGAGGAUUCUAGCGCUCGUGGUUUCUGAGCUUUUACACUGUUUAGUUCAUAUUUAUUUUUAAAUGGAGACAUUCCAUAAGUAUGUAAUAGUCCAAUUUCUAUAAAGUCUUUUUGUUUUUCAUUGCCAAUAUCCCUUUAAUUAUUGAAUGCUCUUUAGCACAAGUAAACUGUUUUUUUUUUUUUUUAUUGUGAUCAGAUUAAUUCUCCUUUAUUAAUUACUGAAAAAGCAACGAACACAUUUUUAAAAAUCUAGGUAUUGCUUUAUUUUAUACUCUUGCUAUUUGUAACAGUGAAGAGCUAUGUCUUAACAGAUCAACAGAUCUGUCUAAUGAUACUUUUUGCCCUAUUUUCUCAUUUAUGUUCUAUUCCAAUCCAUCUCAUCCAUCAUUAAUUCAGAAGGCAUGCUGUUUAAAGUGGAUAUGCAUGACUUUGGGUGAGGAAGAAGCAAAAUGCAGAAAUUCUUGCAAAAAUUAACCUGAUUUUUUUCAUAACAGUAAAUGUGUAUAUUUUGUCUCCUCUAUUUGCUCUUCUGACAGCCUGUGAUGUCACUCAUGUUUUCUCAUGUCUUCAUAGAAAUGGUUCCACUAUUACGCAAACACAACUGUCCCGUGGUCCACAUACACGUGUUAUUUUAUAUUCAGUGACGCAUAGGAAGUCUAUUGUUGAAAUAACUGGUAGGACCCAGAUUAGCUGCAAUGUCCCGACCGUGGGAGUUACAAUUUUAUUUGUUUGUUUUUUGCAAGUAUAAAGAUUUAUAUAUUUCCAGUUAGGUGUUUAUUUUUUGUAUUAAGGCAGUAAUGCCAAGCCUUUAAGGCUAGCUGAGCACUAUGUAAAUGUUGUGUCAGUUAUCCUUUGCUAGAUUAAGGAACUGGUGCAUAUUUAGGAUAACCUAAAUAUGAGCCUUUGGGACAGAUUAUCAUCGUAUUGAAUAUGAAUUAGGAUUUUCUUAAAGGGACACUCCAGGCACACAGACCACUUCACCUAAUUGAAGUGGUCUGGGUGCUGUGCCCCUAUUGCUGCACUGUAAAAAAUUGCAGCUCCAGAAAAAACAGCAAUGUUUACAUUGCAGCUCUAAGUCUGCCCUCUGUGGCUGUCGAGGGACGUUGGCGCUGGAUUCAGGUAAGUAGCUGAAGGGGUUUAUUUUCCUGGCACUGGAGAGUCCCUCUAAACAAGGUGCUCUGAGAAACAGCACCUCCUAGUGUUCAUGUGGGCCAAUUAAUCAUUUUUCCUGUUGAGAAAUAGUUCUUGACCAUUUUGGGCAGGGACUUAAAUAUUGUAAAUGGCAUUAAUUUGUCGACCCAUUCUUCACUUCCAGAAUUGGCUCGGGCCAUGCAUCUUUAAUUUUAUAUGUUGCAAAAUUAAUUUUGCUGUCAUUCUGCACAUUUUUGUGUCAAAGCGGUCUCCGGUCUCCACUGCAUUAGGUGCACUGCAAUUGCAUGGGGGCAAAUUUGGGCUACAAAACACUUUGAAGGUUUUCCAGCAACCUCCUUUGCUAUUAUUAAACAAUACCCAUAAUUCCCUGUCAGUUAUGUAAAUAACUUGUGAAUAUCACUAUUUUAUUAAAUUUAUAUAAAAUAUAAUUGCAUCAUUUUGUUGAUCUUUUGUUUCAAUGUCAAAUCAAUAUGUAUUUCACAUCAGGAUUGUUAAUGUACAUUCCCUUUUACAUGGGCAUUUAUCAUUUGUAUGUUUACAGAUCUGAGAACCUGUACAAGUUCUUCUGCAAAGCUAUUUUUAUAUAUACUUUCUGUGUAUAGGACAUGCUUUUUCAUUAAAUAAUUUCCAUGUCUUUUAUUCUAGCUACUUGGUAACAUUUGUAGAUAUUUUAGGAAAGAUUAUCCUUUUAAAAAAAAAAAAAAAAUUUAAUUGUAUUGUUCAAUUCAUUACAGCAGUAGUUGCUGACAUGACUAGGCAAGUAUUUGUAAACUACGUUUCAAGCUGUGCAUCAUGGGAAAUUGUGUCACAAAUGCUUCUAAUGUCACGGUUUGUCAUCACUGCUUCAAAAUUCCCUGUUUUACUUUGUAUUUUAAAUGGGUUUACAUUCUUAAAGUGACACUAUAGUCACCAGAAACAUUACAGCUUAAUGUAGUAGUUAUGUUAUGGUUUCUAUAGCCUGUCCUGACUGUAGUAUUGGGUGUGGGGAGGCGCAAGCACGGGGGGCACUGUAGUGCUAGGAAUACCCCAGCCUAUAGUUUACCUUUAACUGUUUUGACGGGGGCCCAUUUAUGUAAUUGGUAUUACCUUGGCUACCCAUUUGUUAACUAUAAAAUAGCUUGGUGACCAAUUCAGCUAUAUUAUAGAAAAUGUAUUCUACAAACACGUUAAAUAUAGACUUCCUGAUUUCUAAAGGGGUCCAAAGUGGAGUAGACUUUACCACUACAGUAAACAAUAUUUUGUUGGCAACUGCCUGGGGACUGAUGAAUAUGAUGUGCCUGUAUGAGUGGAACCCACUAUAAUUGGAUAGGGUCCCGACUAAGGGGUUAAAUUACACUAAUCUAGAUAUGGCAUUUUUCCAUUAUUUUUAUUUUUAAACAAUCUCACUUUCCUAAGUUAUCCAUGAAAAUUCCUUUCAAUGUCAGCAGAUAAAGAGGCUGAACGUAAACUAAAUAUUGCAAGCCACAGGCAGUCCAAUACUGGCUAAAUAACUGAAAUCCAACUCAUAGCUAGGAUUGCACUUAUUGAAACCAUUCUAUAGAAUGCUCUCAAAGGCCCAGAUCUAAGCACUAUGUUUCCUUUUUUUAUAUAUUGUUUUCUAUAGCUCCGACAGGGAUCUGAAAGCUUUAAUUUGUUAAAGAUGGGACCUGUACGAUACAAGCAAACUCUUGUCGGGCCAUAUGGUGCACUGUAUAACUUAUUACCCUUCUAUUUAAUGGUCCUUUACUGCUGGGGCAGACCAGUAAAUUGAUUUUAUAGGGAGGCUUUGCCUAGAUUUCCCUUUAGCGGUAUACGUUGUAACUGACUGCCUCAUCUCGUGCUUUAAUAAGACAGGUUCCAAGCUGGCUCACAGCCCUUUCCAGGAGCUGAGAAAAAAAUAUCCUUUUAUGAUAAACCUCCAGCCAUUCAUAACCCAAGUGUGAUUUCUGUUUAAUCACGGUCUAUGCAAAGGGAAAUGUGCUUGUGUGGUUUUUGUGUAAAUAAAAGUGGUUGUUUCCAAAGUUUUGGAGAAUUCUCUCUACCUGUUAUGACUGUAACUUGUUAGUAGAAGACAGAUGUGGAUGAAUUUUGAAUAAAAACAGUUUUUAUUUUAAAUCUAGUUCUUGG
Molecule: messenger RNA, 38775 nt
Organism: Pelobates cultripes (western spadefoot toad)
Lineage: Eukaryota; Metazoa; Chordata; Amphibia; Anura; Pelobatidae
Source: the annotation of a GenBank genome assembly